AUGGCCGUCCAGAUGAUCCUCGAGGUGGUCUUCCUUGUCCGUGUGGACCUCGCGAUCUUCGCGAGCUUGCUCCUCCUGAACUGGCUCGCCCUCGCCAGCUACCGCCGCCGAGUGGCGAAGAGCGUGCGUGCGGCUGGCAAGGACCAGGGCGCCUGCGCAGCGGCAGCCGCGGACCCCGCGGGGCCGGACGGCCAGCCCGAGAGGCGGGGGGUCCCCUUGGCCAGGCGCGUGAGGCCGCUGCUGCAGGGCCGCGCGGCCGCCGAGGCGCUGACCGCCGAGCUCUCGGAGGCGCUCAGGGGCCGCCCCGCGGCGGACGCGGAGGCGUCGCUGGGCGCUCUGCUGGCGCACCUCGGCCAGCCGGCGCCGGCGGAGCUGCUGGACGGCGUCCGCGGCGCGCUGCGCGGCCUGGGCCGGCGCCCCUCGGCGCUGCUGGCGGACCUGCUGCUGCGCGGCUACCUGGGCCUCCGCCUCGGCGGCGAGUUCGGCGAGGCUCUCCGCGAGCUGUGCCCCGAGGGCAGCGCCCCGCCCGCCGUGCUGCUGGUGGGCGUCGAGGCGGCCGUCGGAGCGGGCGACCUCGACGAGGCGCUCGCGCGGCUGGGCCGCUGCCCCGCCCUGGGCGCCGCGCCGCGCGGCGCGCGGCGCGAGGCCCCCGUGCGGGGGCUGCUGCGGCUGGCGGCGGAGCGGGGCCGCGUCGCCGAGCUGCUGCAGAGGCUGUCGGCCGCGGGGCAGUUGCGGCCCAGCGCCGUGGAGGCGAUGCUGGCGGAGUGCGCCAGUGCGGCGCACCCGGCCGCCGCGCGCCUCGUGGAGGGCGCGGCGCGUGACGAGGGCGUGGAGCUCACGGCAGAGGCGCUGGCGGCACUGGUCCGCCUCAGCGGGGACGCGGAGAGCGUCAGGUGCCUCUUCGCGGAGGCCAUCCGCAGGGGGGUCUGGUGCAAGAGCCUGUUCCUGCUGGCCGCAGAGGUCGCGGCCUGCCACGCCGACCGGGCCCUGGCCAGCAAGGUCGUGAAGAACCUGCCCACGCGCAUCGAGGCCGAGGUCGCGGCCAUGGCCAUCGGCCUCAUCGCCCAGGGGCUCUGCGGCGGGCGGGCCAGCCCACACGACGCGGUACUUGCCUUCUACGAGUCCCGCUGCCAGGGCGUCGACAUCCUCCCGCACUUGGGCGCGUCGCGGGCAGUGGCCGAGGCUGCACUCCAGCGGAGCCGCUUACGGGUGCUCGACCGGUUGCUGGCGGAGUCUCUCGAGGACGAGCCACAUGCGGCGCUCAUGCAGAGCUUGGCUGAAGGACGCCAGCUGAAGGCCGUGCAGGCGAUCUUCAACUCCUGCCCCCGGAAGAACGCUCGCAUACACAAGGCGUUUCUCGACGCGUGCCUGAAGGCGGAGGACCUCGACGCAGCUCAGCGGGUCCUGGAGAUGGCGCAGCAGACCAUGGCAGCCGACGGGGAGAGCUUCACAUGGCUGAUCCAGGCCUUGUGCAGCGCUGGCAGGUCGCACCAGGCGUGCCGAGUUUUGGACUCGAUGCGUUCAGAAGGUUAUGAGCCCGGCCAUGCGCUGUACACGGUCCUGGUCGAGGCUGUAGCCAAGCACGGCGAGGACAUGGAGGACGCAUGGAAGUUGGUGGACGAGAUGCGGGCCGCCGCCCUGCCCAUCGGGCGUGACCUCUGCCUCGCGCUGCUCCGUGGGGUGGGGCGCGCGCAGGGCCGCGGCGAAGGCGCGGACGCGGCGCGGGCGCUGAGGGCCGUGGACGAGCUGGGCGGCGCUGUGGACGAGCAGCUGCUGGUGGCCCUGCUCGACGCCCUGGUGCGCGCGCGGCGCGACGACCUGGUGGCGGCGCAGCUGCGUCGGCUCCCGGAGCCCCGCAGCGCCCGCGGCUUCGCGAGCGUGAUCCGCGCGCGGGGCCUUGUCCGCGACGUGAACGGGGCGAGGCAGGCGUGGCGCAGGAUGUGCCAGCUUCGCGUCCCCCCGGAGCGCGACACCCACACCUGCCUCGUGGAGGCCCUCGUGUCCUGCCUCGGCCCGCGGGCCGGGCUUGCCCAGAUCCGCUCCUCGUUCGGCCUCGAGGAAUCGCGGUGGCUGGUGGCAGCAGACGCCAGCAACCUGGUGCUGGAGGGGUACGCCAAGGAAGGCAACUAUGCCGCUGUCUGGGGCGCGUACAAGGAGAUGCGAGGGGAGCGAUUUCCACUGUCGGUCGGCACCUUCAACACACUCGUGCGCGCCUGUGCGACGGGCGGCGAGAUGUGGCGCGCUCCAGGCCUGCUGGACGACAUGCACAGGCACGGGUUCCAGCCAACCUCGGCCACCCACCGCCUCUUGCUCUCUGGGUACUGCCGGGAGGGCCUCGCCGAGCUGGCCUUCCAGAAGUACAAGGACCUGAGGCAGAUCUUCGGCGUCCGGCCGGACGAGAGGAUGCACGCAGACCUCCUGGACUGCUGCCUGCGGGCCCGCAAGCUCGACGUCGGACUCCGGCUGGUGGCGGAGAUGGAGCGGGACGCCCUGCCGGUGGGCGGCGUGUUGGUGCCGCUGAUCAAGCUGGCCGCGAGCUGCGGCCAGCUGCCGGAGGCCCUCCACCUGGCCGAGGAGGCCGCGCGCCGGCACCGCGUGGAGCUGGACGCGCCGCUGUACAACGUCCUCAUCGAGGCCUGCGUCGCCGGCGAGGCCCUGCCGGCGGCCCUCGGCGUGCUCCUGCGGAUGGCGCGGUCGUCGGCGCGGCCGACUGCGCAGACCUACGCGCAGCUCAUCGCCGGCGCCGUGCUGGCGGGCAGAGCGGAGGAGACCGCGGCCCUCGUGCGCCUCGCCACGGGGUGCUUCGCCCCCGGGGACCCGCCGAAGGCGCCCCUGCUGCCCGGCCUGCGCUCGAGCGAGGCGGCCGCGCUGGAGAUCCCCGGGGGCCCCCCGCGUGGGCUGCUCGAGGAGGCGCUCGGCGGCCUCGCGGCGCUGCCGGGCGCGGGCAGCGAGGCCGCCCCCGCGCUGUUCCGGGACCUGUGCGCCGCGGGGCGCCUGUGA
Messenger RNA from Prorocentrum cordatum, 3000 nucleotides. The record is from the annotation of a GenBank genome assembly. Lineage: Eukaryota; Dinophyceae; Prorocentrales; Prorocentraceae.